Siniperca chuatsi (mandarin fish) is the source of this 3730-nucleotide messenger RNA. It is a transcript of the gene terf2ip, whose product is annotated as telomeric repeat binding factor 2, interacting protein. NCBI's taxonomy places the organism in Eukaryota, Metazoa, Chordata, Actinopteri, Centrarchiformes, Sinipercidae. Gene Ontology annotation, molecular function: telomeric repeat DNA binding. Gene Ontology annotation, cellular component: shelterin complex. The transcript is spliced from 10 exons. The record is from RefSeq and is a predicted model, not a curated record. Gene Ontology annotation, biological process: telomere maintenance via telomere lengthening; regulation of DNA-templated transcription. The coding region runs from base 122 to 2254 and encodes 710 amino acids.
GCAAUCUGCCGAAGAAGAAGAAGAAGAAAACCCGGAAGAAGGUUCGGUGUUUUCGCAUGGAUGUCCAGGCGGGAAAGUUCACCUAGGAAGUAAACAAACUAAAUGGUGAGACAUCUUCACCAUGCCGUCCAAACAGCAGGGUGUGGCCACGAGGAAUAUCUCCCCCGUGCUAUUUCUGACCGUGGACGGUGAGCCCAUGUCCUUCUUCUUGCGGCCGGGUCCUGUUAAACGCAAGCUCCAGCCGCUCAUCACAGCUGGAGGAGGGAUGUUGUGCAAUGUCCAGCAGCCAGGGGCAAUCCUGCUGAUUGACCCAGAGGAAAGAGGCUCUGUUCCUGAAACUACGGCUCACUGGAGCAAAAUACACAACCACCCAGACCCUCCAUUGUCCAGGUACGUGUCCGCCCAGUACAUUGACGACUGUAUUGAGACGGAUGAACAGCUGAAUUUAGAGGACUACAGGUUAAAUCCUGAAGUGGUCCCGAGACACUCUGCUAGACUCAACAAUAACAAAGAGCACUCUCCUGGAUUCUUAGGAGGCAGGGUUGCCUACACACCUGAAGAUGACGCUGCCAUUUUGAGUUAUGUCAGCAAGCACAAGACAGAGACUGGAGGAAACCGCCUUUGGCAAGAGAUGGAGAAGCAGCGUGUGACCAGUCACAGCUGGCAGUCAAUGAAAUACCGUUAUAGAGUGCGACUGGCAAAGAAACAGUCAGAAGUUGUGGAGGUGGCAACAAUAGAGGAAGACACCAAGGCAGCAGAGGGAGAGACCAAGGUAGAGGGAAAUCAAGAGACAGACGUUGCAGAAGAUGCUGCUUCUCCUCAGACACAUUCAACAGCAACAGAACCUCUUCAGACACAUUCAGCAGAAUCAGACCUAACACAGACAGAUGACCGUUCCAUACCAGCUGAAAGCACACAACCAGAAAUUGUAGAGGCUCAAAUAUCCGUCUCUCCCCGAGGAGAAGUGCAACCUGUGAGCCCACAGACAGAUAAACAACCAGCUGUGAGCACACAAGUAGAGACUGCAGAAGCUGAAACACCUAACUCCCCACAGCCUGAGGGACCUUGUUUGGACCCACAGACAGAUGCUCACCCCAUUCCAGCUGAGAGCACAGAACCAGAAACUGAUGAACCACAAACAAUCUUCUCUCCACAAAAAGAAAGCACGCCAGAGGACUCUCCACCAGCUCAGCCCAAGUCCCUGCUCGACACCUCCUCUCAGAAGAAGCCCAAAGAGAAGCAGAAGGCCUCCCCCAAGCUGGAACAACCGCAGCGACGAGUUACACGCAGGCAGCUUCAGCUUGAGGAGUCGUCAUCGCCUAAAACUUAUGGCAAAAAACUCAGAUCGUCUGAGCAACCAUCAUCCUCUCCCCAGCCCUCGAAGAAAACUAAAUCAGCCGUUAAGUCCACACUUCAAAAAGACACAACAGUAGACCAGCCGCCUUCUAAGAGAGCCAGAGGAAAGAGUGCAGUGGCAGAGAGUCAGCAGGAGGAGAGUGGACAAGCUACCACCUCUGAAACAGCACAAGCAGAUACAGGAUCUAAUUCAGUGCCACAGAAAGCAGAGAAGAAAAAUGAAAAGAGAAAGUUGGGGAUUCUAGAGUUGGCUACAAAGGAGUUUGAAGAUGAAAGUGAGUCUGACGAGGAUGAAGCUCCAGAUCUCCGAAACCCAACCGAAACAGCGACGAUGCAGCCCACAUCGACAGACUCCACUGCAGAUGCUGCUUCCACGCAGUCCAACCCUGAACAUGGACCCGGCCUCCAGGAGAACGUGCAGCAGACCCAGGCCUCCAGUAGCAACUGCCCUGAGCCUGCAGCCACUAAGGCCGUCAAUGCAACCUCUGAGGCCCACCUGUUCAUAUUCGACAGUGAAUCUCAGGAAGAAGACUCUCAGUCCAUUGUUGGUGACAAUACAGUAGCUCCAGCCAAAGCACAGCCAAGAGUGAACAAAGACGCUGAUUUUUCACUGACUCAGGUUCAGUUGGAAGAGGACAAGCAGCUAAUCAGAGAGUUGAUGAACCAGACAAACCAGGACUUAGUUACUGUGACCAAAGCCCUGUUGAGAACCAGCGGAGACUUUUCUGAUGCCCUGGAUCUGCUUUUGAAUCCCUCCUGCUUUUCAGGACCCUUUUGGGAUCGCUCUGACGAUAACCUUUUGCGGUCAGCUGAUCUUGUGGUCCGACAGCAGCUGCAAGAGAAGUACGGUGAGGAGGCUGUAGCAAAAAGAAUCGUGUUCCUUGAGAUAGAGGGAUGAAAAUGAAAUACAGAUAUCUAGUAUAGACAGAAAGGAGGAGAAUAGAAGAUCUGGACAUAAGGUUUCUCUGUUGCUGACCCCGUUUCUUUCAAAUUGAAAAUUAACCUCUCCUUCAUUGCUGCUCCUCUUGAUUAACUUUGAAGAAAUAAAAUCAUAUUUGAGGAUUCAAAUUUCCCAGACGGUUUAACUUUUAAAAGUUUUUAGGUAAAUUAAGUCAAGGCUAUUAUUUGUGCUAUGCUUGAUACCUUUGUUUGGGAACAGAAUUGUUUAAUGUGUUUUAGCAAGAAAAUACUAUAUUAUGUAAAACUUUUACGUGUCUUGUUUGUUUUCAUUAAAUUGCAUAAUAAAUAGUUCAGUACCAUUUUAAAAACGCCUGCUUUACAUUAUUAAAUACAUCUCCUUUUUUAUAUGUAUUGUAUUUCACCACUUAUUUUAACAAAUUGCAUUUGAAAGGUUAACAGAAAAAUUACACUUCAGCCUUGUAUGAAAUCUGUGAUAGGAGGAGCUCUAGUUGUUUCAGAUUAACUCAGAAAAAUUUUAGAUCAAAAUAAGCUCAAUUGGUUCCCUUUAACCAAAAAGAGUCACUGCUCUCAGUGUAGCAAAAUGUGCAAGUUCUUGCAUUUUUUAUACACUAUCACCCUGUCUGGUUACAAUUUCCAAGUGAAAGUAAAAAGGUCAGAUUUAGGUGUGUGAGCAAUUGAUAUCCACCGUAUAGUUAACUGAAAAUAAUGUGUAUAAAAAUAAGGUCUGUUCAUUCAGCGCACGCUCUGGACAAAACUUCUUUUGUACUAGUACUACUACAAACAAUUACCAGUUUGAGUAAAGUCAUUAAUCUUUACAAAACUAGAUACUGAACUGGUUAGAUUUUAGAAGAGUGAUUAUUUGAUUACAGAAAUCACACCUUCCAACAGUUAUUUAACAAUUAUAACUAUGUAUGUAUAAAUCACUUUGACUAAAGCAUAGACUGUACAUAAUAAUAAUAAACUUUAUUCAUAUAGCACUUUCCAAAAGAAGGUUUUACAAAACACAAGUUAAGGUAAUAUAACUAGGCACAAUGCCCCUUAGAACUUUAAAAGUUGAUUUAUCUUUUAAAUAAAUUCUAAAAACAAUUGAAAGCCAGUGUAUGGACCGGUUAAAUAUUGUGGUCUUUAUUUGUUACACUUAAAGUCCUAUCAGCAGAAUUUUGAACGAGCUGCAGGGAGGAGGGUAAACAGGGCAUUAAAGUAUAUUAUAUUAACAAAAAACAUGUGAAACCUACUUUUUUUUAAAAUAAAAAAUAAGCAAAUUAGCCUGAAUUUGUAUCCAAUCAACCGUUUUAUUUUAUUUUACUCCCAAUAUCAAUUGAGUACAUUCAUAAUUGUGACACAAUCUGCCCCAGACCCACAUGAAUAUAUUGUAUCAAUUGUUUAAACAAAAUAAUAAUUCCACAAAUCUAAGAGAGAAAAGCAAUUAAAUUAAAGCAGACAAAUCAACCAC